UCCCAGAGUCAGUCGGCAACAAGAUGCCUCAGUGGCUGGUCAUCGGCAUUUCGGGUGUCACUUGCGGCGGCAAGACGACCCUGGCCCACAGCCUGCACGAGUAUUUCAAGGGCCUGAGCGGUGCACCGCUGUGGAACUCCCCCUACACUAUUGGAGAUGUGCAGCUAAUCUCCCAGGACGACUACUUUCUGCCGGUGGAGGACAGGCGACACACGCGCAACGAGGCACUGAAGGUGAUCAACUUUGAGCUCCUCACCUCGCUGGACAUGAGCAGGAUGUUGAAUGACAUAGCCCAGAUCAUCAAGGGACGGCACCUGGCUCCCGAGCCAGCCGAGCAGUUGGUCACCUAUGCAAAUUUCGAGCAUUAUGCCCUGCAAUUCCAGCAGCAGUAUCACCAGCACCACUACAAUGCGAACUACUACAAGCAGGGCGGAGCCGUUAACGGUGCCUAUCAGUAUGUGCCUCAGCAGCAGCAGCAGCGCCAGCAUCACCAUCCACAUCCACAGAUCCACCAGCAACAGCAGCAGCAGCUCCAACAGCAGCAGCAGCAUGCGGCCCACAUCAUGCGAUUGAAUGCCCAAUUCGCUGCUCAGCUGAGGGAUAAGAAAAUAAACUUUCUGCUGGUCGAGGGCUUCAUGAUAUUCAACCAGCCGGAGCUGCUGGCUCUCUGCAAUAUCAAGUACCACUUUCAUUUGCCGUAUGAAAAGUGCUUCGAGCGGCGCAGGAAGCGCAUCUAUGAUCCGCCGGACGUUACCGGCUACUUUGAGCUGUGCGUGUGGCCGCACUACGAGAAAAACUUUAGCGAAUAUCGGGACUGCAAGGAAAUUACCUUUUUGAAUGGCGAAAUCUCCAGGGAUAAGAUCUUCAAGUAUGUGCUGCAGCGCAUUGUCCACUACUUCGAAGAGCGCUGCGAUGUCCCAGCGGCAGCGCCGCCCGCAUGUCCGCCACAGCAGAAACGCUUCGGGAUGCUCUACGUGGGAUCGAGCAACAAUAAUGUUUUACCCACGGCCUGCCCCAUGGAGCAGUAGUAGGAAAUAAAGCCUGUAGAUUAGCAAGUGGUUUUAAGUGCAGGAUGCAGAAGGGGCUACAAAUAUUUGGAAUCUGAUCGAUGCCUCGUUGCCAUUUUGCAUCCAUGCUCAAAACCCAAUGUACCUUACCUUAAGGGAUACAUACGAGUAUAUGUAAAACGUUUUUAUUAGUUAGUUUUAUUUCGUAUUUAAGAUAGUUGUUAUGUGGGUGAGAUGUGAUGACAUGGAUAGUCUCUCUCUGUGCGGAGAAUGAUCCGUUGCAGCCGCCAGAUUGGAUUGUGAAUUGUAAAAAUUGAAGGAAACCCGGUUCAGGAAUUCAUACUUUAGCUGUGCUAACUAUUAUAUAACUGUAUUAUAUUACCAUACUUAUGUUUUAUUUUUCUCAUCCCCCGAAAUGCAAUGAAAACCAACUAAAAAAUGGUUCAUUUGGUCUGGGAUUUACGAUGAAUAUAUGUAGAUGUAAAUGCUUAUCUAUGAUGGAUGAACCUUGUACAUAUUUUAGUGUAUAUUUCGCCCCAAGUUUAAAGCUAGCCCCUAAGACGACUAUAAACCAAUAUAACUAUUUUUUCUUGUGCGAAACAAAACACACACACCCACACAUAAUGAAAAUAAAGAAACAUUUAACCAGAAACUGAAAAGAUAAACGAAA
Drosophila miranda is the source of this 1677-nucleotide messenger RNA. RefSeq names its product nicotinamide riboside kinase 2. Lineage: Eukaryota; Metazoa; Arthropoda; Insecta; Diptera; Drosophilidae. Bases 24 to 1028 code for a protein of 334 amino acids. The record is from RefSeq and is a predicted model, not a curated record. The transcript has a single exon. Gene Ontology annotation, cellular component: cytoplasm.